GCCUUUUUGUCUCCACUGCACACAAGUGCGAUAAAAAUAACAUGCAAUUAAUUCGCCCCAAAGCACGACUAGUGUUGGAACCAUGACGUUCAUACAUUGAGAAAAUACACAUAUUUCAGUUGUUGCCCAACAUCCUUUCUUAUGCACACUAUUUGGUCCUGAUUUGUAGACUCACAGAUGGGCGGUGUUUUAUCUGGCGCUGCUCUUUACAACCGUAAUAGACAGUCUAUGAAAUAGAUGUAAAUACACGGACCAUGAAAUUACAGUGAUCGGACUAGCUGCCAAAGUAACGCCCGCAAUCUACAACAGAGGAGACGUGUGUCAAGAGCAGAUGUAAGAUGAGGCUUGUUUAAACCACUCAAACAGUGUUCAGAUCUGUAAGACUAUGAUGUGUGAGUCCUCCCUGGUGCGAUGCCUGCAGCUGUGUGUGUCCUUACUGAUGGUGGUCAGACUGCAGGGCAAGGUAACAGCCCCUGAGCGCGUCGAGGCCCCAGUGGAGCUCCCCUUCACUCUGUCCUGCAUGGUGUCUAAGGGGCGUGGGGACAGCCUGAAACAGGUGCGCUGGCUGGAUGUCCAGAACAAGACUCUGUUGACCUACGAGCCCAGCCAGAAGGACAGCGUGAGCGGCCAGCAGCAUGUAGAGCUGGCACCCUCCCCCAAGGACACCUCAGCCAUCACCAUCCGCAGGGUGGGCUUCAGAGACGAGGGCUGCUACACCUGCAUCUUUGACCUUUACCCCUCAGGAUCGCAGGAGGGACGCACCUGCCUCACCGUCACAUCCCGUGUGACUGCAGAGGGUAACAAGACAGCGGUGAGUGGUAAGGCGGUAGUCCUGUCUUGCUCCUAUGGCCUGCCAGAGAAGGUACAGCAGGUGCUGUGGAGACACACAGCAGAGCAGGGGGACUCCAGCGGAGUAGCCUCCUAUGCCAAGCGCAGCGACCCCAUGAUCGAGCCGCCCUACCAGGAGAGGGCCUGGCUGACCCCCUCCCUCUCCCACAGCCAGCUGUCCAUCAGACCAGUCAGCAUCCAGGAUGAAGGCUGCUACACCUGCGAGUACCACACCUACCCAGAGCGAACCAAGAGUGCUACCGUCUGCCUCACUGUCUUUGUACUGCCUAAACCCCAGGUGAGCUACAAGAACACAUCUCCAGGGGUGAUCGAGGCCAACUGUACAGCCGUGUCACGGCCCCCGGUGGAGAUAGUGUGGAACGUGGAGAGGGACAACCGAACUAUGGGUCCCCCUGUGACAUCACAGCUCCAGCAGGGGGAUGGGACCACCUUGGUCAUCAGCACCCUCACUGUCCAAUCAGGGCUGCUGAAGGACGUGUCCGUCAAAUGCCUGGUCCACCAUAAGGGUCUGGAGUCACCCAUCGCUGUGUCUAUGAACACCAAGAUUGGGACAGCUCUGACCAUCUUAAUCUCUGUGACCACUGUAGCUGCUCUGCUGGUCAUAUGUCUCUGCUUCUGCCUCUGGAAGUGUUUCCUGCGCAAAGAAGAUGACGGAGUCUGAAAGGAGGAAGUGAUAUUCAGCCAAUCAGAGACUGUUCCUCAACAUUCUGCUGCACCUUCAGAAGUGAAGCAAGGCCCACCUCAAGAAGAGGACACACAAUACAAUCCAUCAUGACCAACAUCACAGGGUCACUGAGAAUCUGAAUCCAUCCACUCAAAACACCAAUUGUUUAGUCACAAUGGCUUGUACUCACCAGUUUCAAGAGUUUCAUAGUAGGAGUGCUGAUAUGCGAUCAGAUUUCCCUUUCAGAUCAUAAUAAAUAAGAUUACAUGGACAGUCACAUACCUGACCCUAGGUCAGCACUCCUACUCUGAGACUCUUUGAAUACGGCCCAGAAUAAUCACAACACAUCCUAACAGAUCUGAACCUAACCUUGUCCUCUGAUAACCCCAAUCAGCAUCGAUAUAUAUCAGGAGGUGUGAUGCUGACUAAUGAUUUUAUUCUUGUAACUGCCUUGGAUUCUUUGUGCUAUUGUAAAGUAUGUUCCCGAGAUGAAAGGGACUAUGUCUGUGGGACAACCAUGAAAACUCUGAAUGAGAAGUGACAAUACCUUAGUCUGGCAGGGUAUUACAGUAUUCAGUGGCCCUCACGUCUUGUGAUACACUAAAUGCAGAAGAGAUGAGUAGUUAUUGUAUGGAAUUUACAAACUUUAAAGUCCCACUUUAGACCACUGUAAUGCAGCUUCUGUGGAGGACCUACCCUUUUGAACCCCCCAGAAUGCACUCUAUUUUCAUUCUAUUCUCAGUGUUUCAUGGGACAGCCUGCUUUGCCAAGUUAUUUGCCAAUUAAGUGUACAUAAUGUGUAUGCGACUGACAGUAUUUAGCUAAGUGUGAUUUCUUUCUGGAACCUCCUACAGAUGUAGGAUCUUAAUUUGAUCACCAUGUGGAGGGAGAAUUUUCCUGCAAUGUAGAGUAUUUGAGGCUUAAAAAGGCUUCUAAAGUUUGUAAUUUCCACUUCCCUUAUGGAAAAUUGGUAACACUUUAUUUGAAACCCAGUGUCAUAACAAGUUACCAUGUCAUAAUAUGUCAUAACAACUGACAUAACUUGUCAAAACCUGUCAUAAUAUUGUCAUAACACUGUCAUGACCCAUAUAUUUACACAUGUUGUGACAUACAGUAUAUUGUGUUAUUUUGUGGGUGGUUAUGACAUCUACACAAAUGUGUUUUUUCUUUCAUUUAAACGUUUGUUUCUUAAAUA
This is a messenger RNA of Oncorhynchus kisutch (coho salmon), 2708 nucleotides long. RefSeq names its product OX-2 membrane glycoprotein-like. Gene Ontology annotation, cellular component: neuronal cell body; axon; cell surface. Gene Ontology annotation, biological process: heterotypic cell-cell adhesion; negative regulation of neuroinflammatory response. NCBI's taxonomy places the organism in Eukaryota, Metazoa, Chordata, Actinopteri, Salmoniformes, Salmonidae. The record is from RefSeq and is a predicted model, not a curated record. The transcript is spliced from 8 exons. Gene Ontology annotation, molecular function: cell-cell adhesion mediator activity. The coding region runs from base 386 to 1510 and encodes 374 amino acids.